Messenger RNA from Xyrauchen texanus (razorback sucker), 3976 nucleotides. RefSeq names its product exocyst complex component 6-like. The transcript is spliced from 23 exons. The record is from RefSeq and is a predicted model, not a curated record. Gene Ontology annotation, biological process: intracellular protein transport; exocytosis; Golgi to plasma membrane transport. NCBI's taxonomy places the organism in Eukaryota, Metazoa, Chordata, Actinopteri, Cypriniformes, Catostomidae. Gene Ontology annotation, cellular component: membrane; exocyst. The coding region runs from base 12 to 2450 and encodes 812 amino acids.
AAAGAGCCAACAUGGCGGAGAGUGAGAGCCUGGAGACUAUCACUGAACAUGAGCGUAUAUUACAGGAGAUCGAGAGCACGGACACGGCGUGCGUGGGCCCGACGCUCCGAUCUGUGUAUGAUGAUCAGCCUAACGCACAUAAAAGGUUUAUGGAGAAACUUGAUGCCAGAAUACGCAACCACGACAGAGAGAUCGAGAAAAUGUGCAACUUCCAUCAUCAGGGCUUCGUCGACGCUAUCACAGAACUGCUGAAGGUCCGGGCAGAUGCGAAGAAACUGAUGGGCCAAGUGAGCGACACCAACAGAAGACUUCAAGACGCCGGACGGGAGGUGACAGUCCAAACGGAAGAGGUCAUCCGCUGCCGGGUUCAACAGAGUAACAUGGCCACCACGGUGGAGAAAUUACAGCUCUGCAUCCCCGUCUUGGAAAUGUACAGCAAAUUGAGGGAGCAGCUUGAAUCAAAAAGAUACUAUUCAGCUUUGAAAACCAUGGAGCAGCUAGAAAACAUUUAUAUUCCCAGAGUUAGUCAGUACAGAUUUUGCCAAAUUAUGGCUGAGACACUUCCUAAACUCAGAGAGGAGAUAAAGGAGAUCUCCAUGUCCGACCUGAAAGACUUCCUGGAAAGCAUCCGCAAACACUCUGACAAGAUUGGUGAAACUGCAAUGAGACAGGCUCAGCAGCAUCGUACAUUUAACAGUGCAGUACAUAAGCAGGUCACUCUGAGCUGUGCUAAACCUCUCUACGGUCUGAAUGGCCGAACAGCCCUCCAUCAUAAUGGUCUGAUCACAGAGGAGACAGUAGAUGAAGAGGAGACUGAUGAGGAGGUUUUGACUGUGCAGGAUCUGGUGGAUUUCUCGCCUGUCUACCGAUGUCUUCACAUCUAUGCUGUUUUGGGGGACAGAGAGACGUUCGAAAACUACUAUAGAAAGCAGAGAAAAAAGCAAGCGAGACUAGUACUGCAGCCUCAGUCUAACAUGCAUGAGACUGUGGAGGGCUACAGGAAGUACUUCAAUCAGAUUGUUGGGUUCUUUGUGGUGGAGGAUCACAUAUUACACGCCACACAAGGUCUGGUGACACGAGCCUUCACCGAUGAGCUGUGGAACAUGGCCCUGUCCAAAAUCAUAGCAGUUCUCCGCACACACUCUUCAUAUUGCACUGAUCCUGACCUGGUCCUAGAACUAAAAAACCUGAUAGUUAUAUUCGCAGAGACUUUACAGGGUUAUGGUUUCCCAGUGAACAGACUUUUUGACCUUUUGUUUGAGGUUCGAGGUCAGUACAAUGAAACAUUGCUCAAGAAAUGGGCACUGGUGUUCAGGGAGAUUUUUGAGCAGGAUAACUACAGUCCCAUUCCAGUGGAUACUGAGGAGGAGUAUAAAUCAGUUAUCAAUCGAUUCCCCUUCCAUGAUGCAGAGAUAGAAAAGCAACAAUUUCCAAAGAAGCUGCCCAUGUCUCAAUCAGUACCUCAGAUCUACUCUCAAGUGAAGGAGUUUAUUUACGCCAGUCUGAAGUUCUCAGAGUCACUCCAUCGCAGCUCAACUGAAAUUGACGACAUGCUCAGAAAAUCCACAAACCUGUUGCUAACAAGGACGCUGAGUUGUUGCUUACAAAACCUCAUUAAAAAAACACACAUCGGGUUGACUGAGCUAGUUCAAAUUAUCAUCAACACCACCCACUUAGAGCAAGCGUGUAAAUACCUGGAGGAUUUUAUCACAAACGUCACCAAUGUUUCCCCAGAAACAAUUCACACCACAAGACUCUAUGGGCUUUCCACCUUCAAGGAUGCCAGGCAUGCAGCUGAGGGCGAGAUCUAUACCAAACUCAAUCAGAAAAUCGACGAGUUCUUUCAACUGGCUGAUUAUGAAUGGGGCAUGGCAGAGUCAGAUGGCAGGGCCAGCGGUUACCUCAUGGAUCUCAUUAACUUCCUGCGCAGCACCUUCCAGGUCUUCACACAUCUCCCAAAUAACAACAAUGAUCAUGCUGCCAUGUCGGGUAAGGUAGCGCAGACGGCAUGUAUGUCUGCCUGUAAGCACCUGGCCACUUCACUGAUGCAGAUGCUGUUGGACACUGAACUCAAGCAGAUCAGCAUGGGAGCCAUUCAGCAGUUCAACUUGGAUGUCAUACAGUGUGAACUGUUUGCCAGUUCCGAGCCCGUGCCAGGAUUCCAGGGGGACACGCUGCAGUUGGCCUUUAUUGACCUCCGACAGCUUCUAGAUCUGUUCAUGGUGUGGGAUUGGUCCACAUACCUGGCAGACUAUGGACAGCCCACCUCAAAAUACCUGCGGGUGAACCCCUCCACCGCUCUUGCACUUUUAGAGAAGAUGAAAGACACAAGUAAAAAGAACAACAUCUUCUCACAGUUCAGGAAGAAUGACCAUGACAGGCAGAAACUUAUCGAGACUGUGGUGAAGCAGUUGAGAAGUCUGGUGAAUGGCAUGUCACAACAUUCUUAGAGUCCUUCAUAUUCACUCCAAACACUGGCCUGGCUUUAAAGGUAUAGUUCACCCAAAAAUGCUAAAUCAGGUUUGGAACACAUAAGGGUGAGUAAAUGAUGACAGAAUUUUCAUUUUUGGGUCAACUGUCCCUUUGUAACCUAUAAACUAUAUUCAAAUCUUUGGUCCUCGCUGUAAAAUAAAAAUUCUUAGGCUGUUCAAAGUAAUGUGGUGUAUUUUGACAACUGCAUUGAGGAAUGCCAAAAUGUAUCACUCCAGAAUAAUAAUGUAUAUAAUAGGGAUAAUUUGAGAAAAGAAAACCGAAGAGAAGUUAUGCAGUAAUUUUUUGUAAUGUAUUUUUAAAGCUUGAGAAUUAUGUUUUGUACAUUGUGAAAGUGCAAAGAUUCUAACACUACACUUGAGGUGUGUAUAUGACUGGUGACAUGUCCAAAUAUGAUACUGAUGGUCAUAUUGCAACCUGUAUGAAAUUGUAGUGUAAUAUGGAUAAAGUUUUUAAAUGUAAAUAUUUUAAAAUAUCUUUAACACGGCUAUGGAAUCAUGCUUUCCAUUGGUCGCCUUGAGUGAAAUUCGAUUCAAAUAAGGGAACUUAUAACAACAUUUGCAUGCCAAUGCUUCAUUUUCGUUCUUUUGAAGUUACAUUUUGGUCUCAAUUUUUCCUUUAAAGUGCUAAAAUGUAUGUGCAUAAACCAUUUCCUAGGUAAAAGAAUCUAAAAUUGUCAAUUAUGUUUCACUGAAUGAUGUACAAAAUGCAACACAGAAUUAUAUUUAAUUUUCGUUUUCUCAGGGUGAAAUGAAGCUUUUAGUGUAAACGCUUUAGAAUGUGAUUUUAAGAACUAAAUAAGCAAUAAUUGGUCCAGUUACAGACUCUAUUCAAGAGUAAUUCAUUAUUCACACUGGUUUUGUUUUUUGUUUGUUUGUUUUUUUGCCUAAUUUACUUUCAGCUGGCAUUUUGCACUGAAAAUUAUUUAAGUUUGCCUUUAAACAAGCAAAUAUAUGCUUAUGUAUUUAAAAUACCAUUGUAUAUACCACAAUAUUUUGUUAAAAUGGGGAAAAAAUGGGAUGUAAAGAUAAAAAUGGGUAAGAGUAUUUAAUCUAUUCCCUAAGCAGAACUAAACAUAUAUUAUUACAUUUGUCAUUAUCUGUAAGGGUGUUUUUCAUAUUUUGUUUCCCUGUAACAACACUAAUAUAGGUGACACUUUAAAAUAACUCAAAACUUUAAAAACGUUCUUUACAAACCAGUAGUUGAUAUGCCUUAAAAUGUGAAAAUAGGAAAAAUAAAAGAAAGAGUCACGACAUUUUAGCUAUUUAAAUAUGUGUUAUCUAUUGAUCUUCUAAGCAUUAUAAAUGUUAUGUAAUAAGGUUUGUUAAUAUUAUUAAAGGAAGUUAUUAUAAAAAAAGUUAUUAUAAAGUGUUACCCUGAAAUUCAACAUUUCGAUGAGACUUACAGAAUCAGAAUUUCCCCAAAUCCUUCUCUGGCAUUUUUAUUUUUAAAUGUUUUAUUUGUUUGCUUUAAUAAAAUAUUAUUA